Dothidotthia symphoricarpi CBS 119687 is the source of this 2663-nucleotide messenger RNA. RefSeq lists its product as uncharacterized. NCBI's taxonomy places the organism in Eukaryota, Fungi, Ascomycota, Dothideomycetes, Pleosporales, Dothidotthiaceae. The record is from RefSeq and is a predicted model, not a curated record. The transcript has 4 exons. Bases 324 to 2663 code for a protein of 779 amino acids. Gene Ontology annotation, biological process: L-leucine biosynthetic process. Gene Ontology annotation, molecular function: 4 iron, 4 sulfur cluster binding; 3-isopropylmalate dehydratase activity. Gene Ontology annotation, cellular component: 3-isopropylmalate dehydratase complex.
CAAAGCCGAACAUGACUAGUUAUUGCCGUCUGCCAGAUGGACUCGUACGCCGCCCAGAACCGGACGAGGCCGUCAUCAGCGGCGCAUUGAUUCGAUCGGCUCUCGGUGCGCCCCUCGACUCCGAACAUCGGCAUGGUAGCUUUUUGUUCGUCUUGCCUUGGGAGACAUGAGUGCCACCAGCGCUUCAUUUAAGCCACGGCCGGCCCAGGUUAACGUCUCCCACAUUUCUUCUCCUCUUGCUCUUUUGACUUGAGUUUUAUUCCCCAAUUGAAGCUUUUGCACCACUCAAACACCUUCAAUACACACAUAUCCAUCCAUCCACCAUGCCGUCUGCUGUGAAGUCGCCGCAGACGCUGUAUGACAAGGUCUUCGAGGACCACAUUGUCGAGGAGAAGGAGGAUGGCACAGUUCUGCUGUAUAUCGACAGACAUCUUGUACACGAGGUGACAUCACCGCAAGCAUUCGAGGGACUCCGAAACGCGGGCCGAAAAGUGCGGAGACCCGACUGCACCCUCGCGACAGUCGACCACACGUCUGACACGUGCCAGAACAUCCCCACAGCAUCGCGCAAGAACCUCACCACGACGGAAAAGUUCAUCGACGAGGCCGACUCGCGCACACAAUGCAUGACGCUCGAGGACAACGUCAAGGCCUUUGACCUCACAUACUUUGGCCUCGACGACAAGCGACAGGGCAUUGUGCACAUCAUCGGCCCCGAGCAGGGCUUCACGCUGCCCGGCACCACCGUCGUCUGCGGCGACAGCCACACGUCGACCCAUGGCGCGUUCGGCGCCCUGGCCUUUGGCAUCGGCACGAGCGAGGUCGAGCACGUGCUGGCCACGCAGACGCUCAUCACACGGCGGAGCAAGAACAUGAGGGUGCAGGUCAACGGCGCCCUGGCUGCGGGCGUCAGCAGCAAGGACAUCAUCCUGCACGUCAUUGGCAUCAUCGGCACUGCGGGCGGUACCGGCGCCGUCAUUGAGUUCUGCGGCUCGGCCAUCCGUGAGCUGAGCAUGGAGGCGCGCAUGUCCAUCUGCAACAUGUCCAUCGAGGGCGGUGCGCGCGCGGGCAUGGUCGCCCCGGACCAGAUCACCAUCGACUACCUCAAGGGCCGCCCGCUCGCCCCCAAGGUCGACAGCCCCGAGUGGAAGAAGGCCUGCAACUACUGGCUGGGCCUGCGCUCCGACGACGGCGCCAAGUACGACAUUGAGGUCAACAUCGACGCCAAGGACAUUGCGCCGACCGUCUCGUGGGGCACGUCGCCGCAGGACGUCGUUCCCAUCACCGGCGUGGUGCCCGGGCCCGACGACUUUGAGGAUGAGGUCAAGAAGCAGGCCUGCGAGCGCGCCCUCAAGUACAUGGGCCUGACUGCCGGCACGCCUAUGCAGGAGGUCCAGGUCGACAAGGUCUUCAUCGGCUCCUGCACAAACGCCCGUAUCGAGGACUUGCGGGCUGCCGCACGCGUCGUCGAGGGCAAGAAGAUUGCCUCCAACAUCAAGCGCGCCAUGAUCGUUCCUGGGUCUGGUCUCGUCAAGCGACAGGCUGAGGCCGAGGGUCUCAACAAGAUCUUCUCCGACGCUGGCUUUGAGUGGAGAGAGGCUGGCUGCUCCAUGUGCUUGGGCAUGAACCCCGACAUUCUGUCCCCUGGCGAGCGCUGCGCGUCGACAUCGAACCGAAACUUCGAGGGACGACAGGGUGCCGGUGGACGAACACAUCUCAUGUCCCCCGUCAUGGCCGCCGCCGCCGCCAUCGUAGGAAACCUGGCCGACGUACGAAAGCUCGCUCCUCCAACACACGCCUCCGCAAAGGGCUCGCCCAAGAUCGAGCUCGACGCACAUGUCCAAGAUGUUGACGGCGACGACGAACUAGAGAGCAUCAUGGAUCUCCCUGCCGACUCGCAAUCUCACCCCUCGUCCACCAACACCGCCGGCGCCACAGCUGGCAUGCCAAAAUUCGAAACCCUCCGUGGCUACGCAGCACCCAUGGACAUUGCCAACAUCGACACCGACGCCAUCAUCCCCAAGCAGUUCCUCAAGACCAUCAAGCGCUCCGGUCUCGGCUCCGCGCUCUUCCACGCAUGGCGCUACGAAGCCGGAUCCAACGACGAGAACCCCGAUUUCGUCCUCAACAAGGAGCCAUGGAGACAAUCCAAGACACUGAUCUGCACAGGGCCGAACUUCGGCUGCGGAAGCAGCCGUGAACACGCACCCUGGGCACUCCUAGACUUCGGCAUCAAGUGCAUCAUCGCGCCCAGCUUCGGCGACAUCUUCUUCAACAACACGUUCAAAAACGGCAUGCUGCCCAUCCAAAUCACCGACACGGCGGCCCUGCAGCGCAUCGCCGCAGAGGCAAAGGCCGGCAAGGAAAUCGAAGUCGAUCUCGUUAACCAGGUUGUGCGCGAUGCUGAGGGGAGCGAAUUGGCCAAAUUCGACGUCGAGCAGUUUAGGAAACAUUGCCUUGUUAAUGGGCUGGAUGAUAUCGGCCUCACGAUGAGUAGUGUGGAUAAGAUCGAGACGCAUGAGAAGAAACGCACUAGUGUGUGGCCGUGGCUUGAUGGCAGUGGGUAUUUGGCUAGGCAUGGGAAGGGCCCGGUUAAGAUUGAGGCUAAGCCUGUUCCUAAGACGAAUCGUGGGGAGGUUAUUGGGGAGCCGUUGGAGUGGUAG